Messenger RNA from Spinacia oleracea (spinach), 3144 nucleotides. RefSeq names its product TPR repeat-containing protein ZIP4. The coding region runs from base 153 to 2969 and encodes 938 amino acids. Gene Ontology annotation, molecular function: protein binding. The transcript has 6 exons. The record is from RefSeq and is a predicted model, not a curated record. Gene Ontology annotation, biological process: meiotic cell cycle; regulation of synaptonemal complex assembly. Lineage: Eukaryota; Viridiplantae; Streptophyta; Magnoliopsida; Caryophyllales; Amaranthaceae.
UUACACUAACCGAUUCAAAAUAUUCCCACUGUUUGAAAUCACAACCGUUUUCCCUCCAAAACCUCUCCAUCUUCCUCUGUCUGAAAAAUUCUUCAUCAUCUCUCAAUAAACGCCCAAAUUUCCCGGUAAUUUUUAAAUUCCGGCAACAAAGAAUGAAAAUAGCAGAGAUAAACUCGCCGGACCACCGGCAACACGACACAGUUUCACUCGUCCUCCAACAAAUCGAAUCGCUCGUCAAACAAUCCGAGCUUCUCUCUCCUCAAACUUCUUCUUUACCUUCCACUCUCUCUCCUCAGCUUCGGCAAUGUCUGGCUCAGCUGACUCAACUCGCUCCUUCCUCUUUUUCCAAAACGGUCAAGCUUCAGCUAUGGAAGCUCAGCUACCGUCUCUGGAACUCCUGCGUCGAUCUUACAAAUGCCGGCGUAAAAGGACACGUGGAGCUUCGUCAUGCCGCCGCUGAUAUUCUCGCCAUCGCCGGUGAUGUCGCUGGAAUUCCUUCCCCGGCGAUGAAGGCCGCUUCGUUCUAUUAUAAGACCGGUUUGAUUUGGCAUGAGAUGAGACACUUUGAUUUGGCGAAUGAUUGCUACGAGAAGGCGACGGAUCUUGUUGCGAAGGUGGAAAUCAAUUCGAUUUCUGACCUAGGAGAGAGAAAAUUGUUGCUCGAUCUUAACAUUGCUAGGUCGAGAACUGCGUGGGAGGUUUCGGAUCGAAACGUUUCGAUCACGCUGUUGAAUCGCUCGAAGAAAUUCCUCUUUGAAACGGCGGAGAAUUUUCGGAUACUUGCGGAGCAGUACUUGGUAUUUGGGAAGGCGCUGUUGACGAAAAGCGGAAUUUCGGAGGCGAACGAAGCGUUGAAGCUGUUGAACGAGGGUUUGGAGUUGUGCGAGAGAGGGCUCAGAGUGGUGAAGAAGACAGAGGAAACGCUGAUUUUGAAGUCUUUGCGGGAUAAAACGCUGCGUUUCAUUGCUGCUUUGCAUUUGCAGAGGGAAGAGUUUGAGAGUGUGGUUAAGUGUGUGAGGGUUUUAAGAGAAUAUAGUGGUCUGAAAAGCGGCGAUCAGCACCCGAGUUUGAGUGUGUUAGCAAUGAAGGCAUGGCUGGGAUUAGGGAGGUUCAGUGAGGCAGAGAAAGAGCUCAGGGAUAUGGUUGUUAAUAAGGGGAUUCCGGAGGCUGUUUGGGUUUCAGCCGUGGAGGCGUAUUUUAAGGGGGUUGGUGUGGCUGGAGUUGAGACGGUGAAAAGUAUUUUUUUAGGGCUGUUAGGGAGGUGCCAAGUCAGUGCUAGUGCAGCGGUUCGUGUGAUUUAUAAGGUGAUAGGGGAGGGUGGUGGUGGUGCUAGUGGCGGGGAAGGGUUAAGGAUUAGAGAAAUAAUGGCGGAGGAGUUGGUGUGUGAUGAGAGGGUGGUGACACUUUUUGCUGGGGAGGCAGCUGCAAAGGAUAGAACAGCCUUACAUGCUGUCCUGUGGAAUUGUGCUGCAGCUCAUUUUCGGUCAAAGGACUAUGAGAUUAGUGCAGGAUUAUUUGAAAAGGCUAUGCUCUAUGUACCCAGUGGCAUCGAGAGCAGAAUUCUACGAGCAAAGGGAUACAGAGUUUUGUGUUUAUGCCACUUAGGUCUGUCUCAACUUGAUCAAGCUAAGGAAUACAUUGAUGAAGCAGAAAAGCUUGAGCCAAACAUAGGCUGUGCAUUCCUGAAGUUCAAGAUAUACUUGCAAAAGAAUGAUCAAGCUGCUGCCAUAACUCAGAUGAAAGCUAUGAUGGGCUGUACUGACUUCACUACCGAAUUCCUUUCAGUUGCAGCACAUGAAGCUGUUGCAUGUCGUGCACUUCCAGUUGCUGUAUCCUCUUUACAUGACCUCCUCAACUUCUACACAUCAGGAAAACCAAUGCCAAUCCCUGAAGUAGUUGUGCUUCGCACCAUUCUUGUAAUCCUUAUUCAAGAAUCUGGUCAUGAGCUUGAUGUCCUGUCAUAUAUGAAGAAAGCCCAAGCUAGGAUGACUGAGCUAGGGCCUGAAAAUUUCUUUGGCAGAGGUGAGGUUGGAAGGCGAGAACAAAACUGGUUUGCAACAAAUGCAUGGAAUGUUGGGACACGAGUAGGUGUGGAAGAAAACUUUGAAUUAUGUGCAGAACUUUUUAGUUUGGCAGCUGAAUUUUAUGAUGUUAAGACUGAUGGGGAAGCAGUGGGGAACAACACGAUGGUUUGCAAAUCAAUGGUGUUGGCUGUUACUGCCAUGGUUGGCACUGAGAAGCAAAAGAAGGUUGCAAUAUUGGACACACAAGCUAGGAGAGCCAUAGAACUGCUAGAUAGAGUUGGAAAGUUAAUGGAAGCAUUGUCAACCACAGAUAAAAUAGCAGGCGGUCAAGAAAGCAGUCUCAACCCAGAUUUCCAACUUGCAUACAUGUUGAAUGCAUUUGAACUAUACGGAAGGAGUAAAGAUUCAAGAUCCCAACACCUUCUUGUGAAGAAUUAUGUCAACUCAAAAGUCUGCAACCCAAAUCAUCUUCUUCAAAUAGGGCUUACUUUCUCACAAGGUUCCCAGUUUAAUGCAGAAGUAGCAACCACCACUCUCAAUGCUUGCCUCUCUUCUCUGCUUUCUUCUCCUCGACCAGACUAUACCUCAGUGGCUAUAGUAAUAAGACGGCUGAUUAUUAUAGCUGUUGUUUUCAAGGGUGAUGCAGAUGAUGAGGUUGUGUAUAAUCUAUAUAAACAGGCACAGAGAAUUAUGGUGGGGCUUAGAGAUGGUGAGUACCCUGUUACAGAGGGGAAAUGGCUUGCUACCACAGCUUGGAAUAGGGCAGCAGUUCCUGUGAGGCUUAGGUUGGUUGAUGGGGCAAGGAAAUGGAUGAGUAUGGGGUUAGAAUUUGCGAAGAAGAUCCCAGGAAUGGAUACUUAUAAGGCGUGUAUGGAAGAUUUUAUUGCUGGUUUUGAGAAGAAAGUUGAAGAAGAUGAUGAAAAGAGGAGCAAGCUAACUAGCUGAAUGGCAAAAAUAUCAUGAAGAUGUGCUGAAGUAGAUAUUGUGUACAGAUAGGGGAACCAGAACAUUACAGGACAGAAGAAAAAAGGUUAGAGAACUGCAAAACCAGAAUCUGAAUUUUUAUAUCAUGAUAUUUCUUGAUUAGAAAAGUUUCUGUGUAGAAAAUGCAGGAUCUGUA